AUGUCGUCCGUGGAAGAUCUGUCGCUAAUAAGGAACAAGCAGAAACGAGAGGAGCUCUACCACCGUCUAAAAACAGAAAAGGCUCGUCUCAAACUGAAAAAGAGACUCGCAACCCGAAAGCAAGAAUCCGAACAUCCAGAACUGAAACAAGAACGUCUAGCUACCAAUGUACCAAAGACAUUAGAGAACACUAGAGAGUUUGAUGAGACUAUUGUUGGUGAUGAUGAAGAGGUUUUGCAAGAAGAGGAGACAGAUGAGCUAGCUGGAUACUUUAAUGGAGCUCGGCCAAAGAUCAUGGUUACUACAAAUAAGAGAGCGACCGCUGACAUUUACGAAUUCGUCAAUGAAAUCAUAACAAUCUUCCCCGAUGCGCAAUUCGUCAAGAGGCUGCCACAGUUUGAUUUGAAGAAGGUCGUUGAGGUUGCUAGAGAACGAGAGUUUACGGAUAUUAUUGUUGUUCAUGAAGAUAACAAGAUACCUAAUGGUCUAAUGCUGAUACAUUUACCUGAUGGACCAACAGCCUACUUUAAAUUAUCAAGCAUCAAGCUCAACAAAGACAUUUCGGGCCACGGUCGAGUAGCAGCCCACAACCCAGAACUGAUACUGAACAACUUUUCAACGCGAUUGGGUCACACUGCCGGUCGUAUGUUUGCCGCUCUCUUCCCACAAGUUCCUGAAUUCCAAUAUCGACAAGUGGCCACGUUUCAUAAUCAACGUGAUUUCAUCUUCUUUCGUCGCCACAGGUACAUUUUCCAAGAAGGAAAACGUGUAGACUUGCAAGAAGUCGGACCUAGGUUUACACUCAAGCUGCAAUGGUUGCAAAAGGGGACUUUUGAUACCAAAUUUGGUGAUUAUGAGUGGAUUUUCAAGCCCAAGAUGGCAACAAGUCGAAGGAGGUUCUUCUUCAUCCGCACAUUCUAUACAUGGAAGGUGCCGGCAUCCACUCCACGCCUCACACUAGACGAUGGCAGCACGCUCAUCUACCGAAACCCCAACAAAGCACAUCCAUCCACCACCAGCCCGACUUUAAAUCCAAUAGCAGCAACGCAUCUCCCACCGCCCAUACGCAAAGAACCAUCAUACCCACGGCUAACACCCGCCCAAAUCACCAGAAUCGCCGAACUGAGGAAUUCAGAUCCAGAUUUAUGGACUGUCAAGACACUUGCGACUGAAUUUAAUACAUAUCCGGCAAUGAUUAUGAGGAUUGUCAGGGUGCCUGAUGAUAGGAGACAGUAUCUGGUCGGCCAGAUGGAUCGCUGGUGGGUUGGAGAAAAGCUUAUUGGUGAAGAAUCGCAAGUCGCAUAUAAUCUCCUAAAUGUAAAUAGCAUCACACCACAAGCGUAA
Molecule: messenger RNA, 1344 nt
Organism: Synchytrium microbalum
Lineage: Eukaryota; Fungi; Chytridiomycota; Chytridiomycetes; Synchytriales; Synchytriaceae
Exons: 9
Coding region: 1-1344 (447 amino acids)
Biological process (GO): maturation of LSU-rRNA; maturation of 5.8S rRNA
Cellular component (GO): nucleolus; preribosome, large subunit precursor
Molecular function (GO): rRNA primary transcript binding
Source: RefSeq, a predicted model, not a curated record